AUGACAUUGAACGUCCGCCAAUUCCUCCAAGCCCUUUCACAGGGACUGGGAUGGACCUAUUUCCUGCUCUGGUCGGUGUCUUUCUACCCACAGCUCAUCCACAACCAACGCCGACGCGCAACAAGCGGCUUCUCCCUUGAUUUCGCUCUUCUUAAUGUGGUCGGCCUAUCCGCUUACACGGUCUUCAAUGGCGGCCUAUUAUUCUCCCCGGUGAUCCGCACCCAAUACGCGCAGCGGCACCCCCAGAGCCCCGAACCACCCGUGCAUCUUAACGAUUUCUUUUAUGCCUUACAUGGGACCAUCAUCUGCUUGCUUAUCUACAGCCAGUUCCAGUGGCCUGUUCUGUGGAAGUUUGAUUCUCAAAAACAGACACAGCGGAAGCCGAGCAGAUUGACGGUGGCCCUGCUCUCAGGAUGUUUUGGUCUGGUCGCAGUCGAAGUCACGGGGCUGUUGUAUUUCCCACAGCUUCAUUCACAACAGUGGCUUGAUGUGUUAUACACAAUUGGAAACAUCAAAGUUUUCCUCACCGCUAUUAAAUACACCCCGCAGGCAUGGAUGAACUAUUGCCACCGGUCGACAAAAGGCUUCUGUAUGAUUGCAGUCCUGAUGGAUUUCACAGGGGGCAUGCUCUCUCUGAUACAAUUAAUUAUCGACACUUCCUUACAAGCAGACUGGUCGGGCGCACAGGGAAAUGCUACCAAGCUUGUGCUUGGGAAUCUUACCAUCUUUUUCGACAUCAUUCUCAUGGUCCAGCAUUACUGUCUGUAUUCGCGCAAGUCAAGGAGCGCCAUAGUGCAGCCGGCUGAGCACGAUCCGCUUUUGAGAACAGAGGACGAUAUCUAG
Molecule: messenger RNA, 843 nt
Organism: Aspergillus lentulus
Lineage: Eukaryota; Fungi; Ascomycota; Eurotiomycetes; Eurotiales; Aspergillaceae
Source: RefSeq, a predicted model, not a curated record